This is a messenger RNA of Magnolia sinica, 2411 nucleotides long. RefSeq names its product COBRA-like protein 4. The coding region runs from base 109 to 1506 and encodes 465 amino acids. NCBI's taxonomy places the organism in Eukaryota, Viridiplantae, Streptophyta, Magnoliopsida, Magnoliales, Magnoliaceae. Gene Ontology annotation, biological process: plant-type cell wall cellulose biosynthetic process; cellulose microfibril organization. The record is from RefSeq and is a predicted model, not a curated record. The transcript is spliced from 6 exons. Gene Ontology annotation, cellular component: plasma membrane.
ACCUUUCUAGCUCAAUCUCUACUCUUCCUUAAAAACCCCAAUAUCCCAUUGAUCACCGGACCACUUGAAAUUGCAUCGGAAGAUAGACGAUCGGAGCCGUUAUCAGGCAUGGGAAUGGAAAGAUUUGAACACCCAAUUCAAAGGAGCUCUGAUGGAAUCCAUGCCGUCAUUUUCCGGCGCCAGUUCCGUUUCAAUCCAAUCCUAGAGCUGAGAUUCGCCAUUGCCGCUUUCUUCUUCCUCUGCAUUUUUUCUCACACAGCUGCAUAUGAUCCGUUGGAUCCGAACGGCAACAUCACGAUCAAAUGGGAUGUAAUGUCAUGGACCCCAGAUGGCUAUGUGGCAGUGGUGACAAUGAACAAUUUCCAAAUGUACCGGCACAUCAUUAGCCCUGGGUGGACCUUGCAAUGGUCAUGGGCUAAGAAAGAGGUGAUCUGGUCUAUGGUGGGGGCACAGACAACUGAGCAAGGAGACUGUUCUAAGUUCAAGGGGAAUGUCCCACAUUGCUGCAAGAAGACGCCGACGGUCGUCGAUUUGCUGCCAGGGGUCCCAUACAAUCAGCAAUUUGCUAACUGCUGCAAGGGUGGCGUCGUGGCAUCAUAUGGACAAGAUCCUGCAAAUUCAGUCUCAGCCUUUCAAGUGAGCGUUGGCCAAGGAGGGACGUCGAACAAGACAGUGAAAUUGCCCAAGAACUUCACAUUGCUCGGCCCGGGGCCCGGUUACACCUGUGGCCCAGCAACCAUCGUGCCGUCGACCACCUUCCUAACGCCGGAUCGUCGACGGAAGACACAAGCUCUUAUGACAUGGAAUGUGACAUGCACAUAUUCACAAUUUCUAGCAAGGAAGAACCCAAGCUGUUGUGUCUCCUUCUCAACCUUCUACAAUAACACUAUCACUCCAUGUCCUUCUUGUGCUUGUGGCUGCCAAACCAAAAAGAACUGCAUCAAAAGCGACUCGAAGCUGCUGACCGCAGUGGGGAUCAACACGCCGCGAAAGGAUAACACGCCGCUGCUGCAGUGCACGCACCACAUGUGCCCGGUCCGGGUGCACUGGCAUGUGAAGCUCAACUACAAGGAUUAUUGGCGAGUGAAGAUUGCCGUCACUAACUUCAACUAUAGAAUGAACUACACGCUGUGGACGCUCGCCAUACAGCACCCGAAUCUCAACAAUGUCACACAAGUCUUCAGCUUCGACUAUAAACCGCUCCUUCCCUACCAAUCGAUAAAUGAUACUGGUAUGUUCUAUGGCAUGAAGUACUACAACGACUUACUUAUGGAAGCCGGGCCUCUGGGGAACGUGCAAUCGGAAGUUCUUCUCCAAAAGAACGACGAAACAUUCACCCUCAAACAAGGAUGGGCAUUCCCGCGGAAAGUCUACUUCAAUGGAGAUGAAUGCAUGCUACCACCACCCGACACAUACCCAUAUUUGCCUAAUUAUGCCCGCACUAAGGCACUAUCCUUCACAGCAUUCGCCGCUUCAAUGCUUCUCCUACUAAUGGUACUCGCGUAACCUUUUUUAAUUUUUGAGCCGAUUGUAAUAUCGAAAAUUCCCGAGUUUGUUGAAAUCGUCAUAGGCGGCAGUUCACAUUUUUUAUGUAUAGAAAAUUCAAACUGCUGACCUAAAACAUUGAGAAUUUUUUGAAAAGUUAAGGAAUGUUUGGUAGUCAUUUACAAAAUAUAUUGUGGUAGGAACAUUUGCUGCUAAAAGAAUAGAGAAGAAAUAGCCCAAUUGAUAAUCAUUUCAGUACUCUUGGCAUGACUAUUAAAGGACAAAGUAAAUAAAGGAGAAGAUUUCAUGAUUGUCCAUUUGCAGUAUUGCAAUAUAUUCUGCAUCCUACUACCAAACACACCCUUAUAGAAACAAUAAGUAUUCAGAAAAUGGAUGUAAGUUUUGUUUUAUAAUAUUUUCAUAUAAAAGAUUUAAUAUCCAAUGUGAAGUGAAGAGCCCAAAUUCAAAAUUUCUAGAAUGAAUGGUGUUUCUUGAUUUUGUAGGUUGCCCAUGCAAGCAAAUGUAUGAUUUAAGAGAUAUUUAUAUGUAGGUUUUAAAUAGUGAAUAACGUGUAGCAUAGUGUUUACUUCUAAUUAAAGUAAUAUGAAAUAAUAAUAAUAAGUGUAAAGAUAUUCUGAAAAUGAAUGUAAGUUUUGUUUUAUAAGAUUUUCAUGUAUAGGAUUUAACAUCCACCAUGAAGUGAAGAACCCAAAUUUGAAAUUUCUAGAAUGAAUAGAGUUUCUUGAUUUUGAAACUUCCUGAUGUAAGCAAAGGUAUGAUGAUUUAAGAAAUAUUUGUAUGCCAGUUUUAAAUAGUGAAUAAUGUGUAGCAUAGCGUUUAUCCUUUUAAAAUAUAAAACCCACUACUUACCACUCGACUUUUAAUUAAAGUAAUAUAAGAAGAAAAAAAAAGUAUAUAUAUAUUUU